Messenger RNA from Debaryomyces fabryi, 2259 nucleotides. RefSeq lists its product as uncharacterized. The record is from RefSeq and is a predicted model, not a curated record. NCBI's taxonomy places the organism in Eukaryota, Fungi, Ascomycota, Pichiomycetes, Serinales, Debaryomycetaceae. Bases 1 to 2259 code for a protein of 752 amino acids. Gene Ontology annotation, cellular component: cytosol. The transcript has a single exon. Gene Ontology annotation, molecular function: mRNA binding.
AUGUCGUUUUUACAAUCCAAUAAAGGAGAAUAUUCAAAAAAUGCUGAUACGGGACGUGAUUCAUCUGCAGGGGUUGAUUCGGAAAGUACAGGGCCUAAUAAGUCCUCAGUUGCCAACUCUAAUAUCCAGUCUAACUUGCAUGGUACUUCUGCACCAUUAGAACAGUCCACGGUAACAUCGAAUACCGCUAGUCAUCAGCAUCAGCAAGAACAGGAGAUGCUUUCAGGAUUUGCUAUUCCUAGGCCACCCGUGUCUACACAGCAAUCGAGUGUGGCUGCUGAAAAAGAACAAGGGUCCAAUACAGGCCAACCUGACUCUCCGCGUACAUUAUGGAUGGGUGACCUAGACCCAUGGCUAGAUGAAGGUGCGAUAGCAGAUCUAUGGUGGCAGAUAUUGCAUAAGAGAGUCAACGUUAAAAUUAUAAAACCUAAAACUUCUAAACCUGAGAAUAAUGCACAAGGACUAUCACAUUCUGGUUAUUGUUUUGUUGAAUUUGAAACUUUUGAUGAUGCUCAGCAAGCAUUAGGUUUAAAUGGACAACUAUUACCAGACAUAGCUAUGCCAUCUCAACAACAAUUCCCCAAUAAUCCAGAUAACCAAAAGAAAUAUUUCAGACUUAAUUGGGCUAGCGGUGCAACGUUGAGUGCUCCCAUUGUUCAGACUCCUGAAUAUUCAUUGUUUGUUGGUGAUUUAUCUGCUUCCACUACAGAGGCACAUUUAUUGGCAUUUUUCCAAAAAAGCUUUCCAACAUCGAUCAAAACAGUACGAGUGAUGACAGAUCCUGUUUCUGGUAAAUCAAGGUGCUUUGGGUUUGUUAGAUUCACAGAUGAGCUGGAAAGACAACGAGCCUUGGUAGAGAUGCAUGGUGCUUGGUUCGGUGGAAGGCCAUUGAGGGUUGCCUUAGCUACCCCAAGAAACGUAGGAGGAAAACUUCGUUAUCCUAAUAUCCCUAGUCCUAAUUUCUAUAAUCCUGACCAGGGAAGACAAAUGUUUAUUCCACCUAAUGCUAUGCCAUUGGGUGGUUCUCCCUUCGGAUUCUUUGGUAACCCACAAAUGCCUCCUCCUCCACAUCAUCCUCAUCAGGCACCUCCACAAUCAUAUCCAAAUCAUAUGCCACAUAUGGAUAUGUCACCUAUGGAUAUGCCGCCUACAAAAGAAUAUAUUGAAGAUCGUGAUCAGAAUACUUCUUCAAAUGGUCAGCCUAAUGUUGAACAACUUAGAUCUCCAAACUUACAGGGCGUUCAACAUGGCCAGCCUUUUACUGACCCUAAUAAUACUACAGUGUUUGUUGGUGGUUUAUCAUCUGAAGUUACUGAACAAACUUUAUUUACACUUUUUAAACCAUUUGGUAUAAUUCAGCAAGUGAAAAUUCCACCUGGAAAGAAUUGCGGUUUCAUUAAAUAUUCCUCUCGUGAAGAGGCUGAAGAGGCUAUUGCUGCCAUGCAAGGAUUUAUUAUUGGAGGCAAUAGAGUUAGAUUAAGUUGGGGCAGGGUUUCCAUGAACAAUAAGAAAUACCAGCAACAGCAGCAACAAGUAGCUCAAGCUGCUCAAAUGCAAGCUGCGACCGCAUUGUCUAUGGGAAUGGAUCCAGCUAGUGCUAUUGCAGCUGCUGCUGCUGCUGCUGCUGCUGCGGGUGGAUACCCACCUCCGAUGCAUGGAGCACACGGGCAUUCUCAAAAUGCUGGCAUGCCGAUGAUGAGAGGAAUGCCACCGAUGGGUCUUCCUCCGCAUAUGCCUAUGCAAGCACAUGGAAGUAUGCAUAGUCCUAAUCCUCCAACCAUGCAAAAUUACCAGACUUCAAGCGAAGAAAAUGAUGCUUCAUUUGACAAAUCUGACGUUGAUUCAAAUGAAAAACCUUCGAAUGAAAAUUAUGGAAGAGAGCAUGGAAUGGCACCAGCACCUCCAUUUUAUAUGGGUGUUCCAGCUUCAGAUUAUAGCGUUCCACCUCCUGGCUCACAACAAGGACAAGAUGAAUUGGCUGAUUCAAUGGCUCAUAUGAAUUUGAGUGGUGAGAAUAAGGAUGUGAAUGUUAAUUCAGAAAAUUUCAUGGCCUAUCAAGGAGACCACAGGUUUAUGAUGCAGCCCAUGUUCAAUGGAGGAUUUCCAAUGCAUGAUCUUCAAUACCAACAGUUUAUUCCACCUCAGCAGCUUAACCCUCCAGCAAGAUACCCACCUCAUGAUGAUCAAGCUGCUAAUGAUGAUAGUACAGAUAAUUCUAAGAAAGAUGAUAAUGAUAAUAAAAAUGAUAAUGAUGAUUGA